AUGGCGUCUUGUAAACGUGUUCCAGCGAUGUUCGACCCUGUGACAAAGCAAGUGUACUACGAUCCUCAAGCACAGUCACAAGUGAGCGGCGCUGGCCCUAACCAAGGCUUAGUAAUAACUGUGAUGCAAGACGUCAAGGUGGUGUCUACAAGCCGAGAGAGUAAAUCGGAGAACUUCGGAGUUAACUUAGGGUUAGGAGACACCACUCUGAUAGAACUGAAUUCACAAAAGGCUAAAAUCAGGGAAACCAGGCAGGAAAACCAUCAUCGAGUGAACAUGGAAAUUAAAAUGCCAGGAGAAUGUAGCGAGGGCUGCCGGGAACAGGCUUUCGAUAUUGCAAAAAAUGCGCUUUAUGGUGGAUCAAAACAGAAGCAAAUCAACUGA
Porites evermanni is the source of this 384-nucleotide messenger RNA. Lineage: Eukaryota; Metazoa; Cnidaria; Anthozoa; Scleractinia; Poritidae. The record is from the annotation of a GenBank genome assembly.